This is a messenger RNA of Microthlaspi erraticum, 486 nucleotides long. NCBI's taxonomy places the organism in Eukaryota, Viridiplantae, Streptophyta, Magnoliopsida, Brassicales, Brassicaceae. The record is from the annotation of a GenBank genome assembly.
AUGGUGUUUCUGAACCAGCAGAGCCGGAGUACAACAGACGACGCAUCAAUGUCUCUGUUAGAUCCAAACCAGCCGUUUCACCCUCUCGACAAAGCUCGCGAAACAGAGUCUCUUGAUGAACUUCAACUAGCGAGGUUUCGUCAUCCGCUCUUAAUCAGACUUGAUAUGCUCAUAGUGUUGAAGAACAGAGUGAUGCGGAUGUUUCUCUCGUGCAAGGAACAAGAGAGUUCUUCAGGAAACAGGUCCCUUCGGAGUUUCACUGACAUAGUUCAAUCUGCAAGGGGGAGAAUAGGAUGUAUCAGAGAACGAAAACUAGGAUCUAAGCUAGAAUUGUGGGGGAGCAAGACUUUUGAUCUUGUGCUUGAGAGACACAAAGCUAAAAAGGGGGAGAUUGAAGAUGCAACUGGUUUGACGCAGAUCGUGAAUCAGUCAGGAAGUGCAUCAGGACGUAUGGACGGACUUGUAGCGGAGCUAAGUGGAGCUUAA